CGUCGUUUGUUUUGCUGUGACGAGGAGGAGGGAGCUCACAGCUUCAGAAUUCGGACAAAAGGCAUCGAGUCCGGACACUUGCAGAACAAGUCCGCAGACGUGGAAGCAUGUACCAAGUACAGUUGUCGGCGGAGGAGCCUCAGGAGAGCCGCCCUCUGCUGAGCACGUCCGUCGACGAAUUCCUGUCGGAGGGCGGCGCCGCCCCGCCCUCCGAGGUCUCAGAUCCGGCAGCGUCACAGUCUCCGCUCGACACGUGGGAGGAGCUGAACACGGGCGACGAUGAUGACAGGUCGACUUUUGACACGCCACCUUCAUCACCGCACGCGUCGGCGGAGCUGCUGUGGUGUGCUCCGAUGACGCCGGAAAGCUUGCCUCAAUCCGACGAAGCGGUUGAGCACGACUUGGACUCGGGCUCGCUUAAACCGGUCGGCCGUUUGACGUCAGGCGACCUCGGCCCAGUCGACCCGAUGAAUGCGAGUCAAUCCCUGGAGGAUGAAUUCGUGAAAGCCAAGGCGGCUGUGGAGUCAGACACACAGUUUUGGGACAAGAUGCAGGCUGAGUGGGAGGAGCUUGCUCGCAGAAAGUGGCUGGAGGAGGAAGAGGAGGGUGAGAAGCCAUCUCCGCCCACUAACACACCUGUGAGGAAGGAUUUCCCAUUCAGCAGCGACAAUCCGUUCACGGAGCGCGGCGGCGCCUUUGCCGAAGCUCAGGAGAAAGUGGCAGAGGGCCACCUGAAUGAAGCAGUGCUGCUGCUGGAGGCGGCCAUCUUGCAGGACCCGCAGGACUCAGAGGCUUGGCAGCUCCUGGGGACGACGCAAGCUGAGAACGAGAACGAACGGGCCGCCGUGGCGUCGCUGCAGAGGUGCCUGGAGCUGCGCCCUGACAACCUUCAGGCACUGAUGGCCUUGGCGGUGAGCUGGACCAAUGGUGGUCUGCGACGACACGCCUGUGACGCUCUCUACGGCUGGAUUGCUCACAACCCGCGCUACAAACAGCUCCUUGGACCGGUCGCUGCGGCGCCCCCUGACAACACCAAUGACAGUUUGUUUCUGCAGGAAUUGCUGUUGUUGUUCCAAGAAGCGGCGUCCCUCAACGAGGACCACGUGGAUCCCCAACUGCAGACCGGACUCGGGGUUCUCUUCAACUUAGCGGGUGACUUCCAGGAGGCGGAGCGAGCGUUUAGUGCCGCGCUAUCAGUCACGCCCGAGGACUACCUUCUGUGGAACCGACUUGGUGCUACCCUGGCCAACGGGCGGCGGAGUUCGGAGGCGGUGCUAGCUUACGGCAAAGCGCUGCAGCUACGGCCGGGAUUCGUACGAUGCCGCUAUAACCUGGGAGUCAGCUGCUUGCACCUGGGAGCACACAGGGAGGCCGUGAGCAACUUCCUGAAGGCUCUGAAGCAGCAGCAGAGGCGUGACGGUGGCACCGAAGACGACUGUGUGUCAGCCAGCGUCUGGGCUGCCCUACAGGUGGCGUUGGCUGACAUGGACGCACCCCAGCUGCUCCGCGCCGCCCACGACCGAGAUUUGGACGGGCUGGCGGCUGCCUUCGACGUGGCUGACGCUUGACAAUGGCGACCUGUCGCGACUCCCAAACAAAUGAAACCCGAUUUUUCUGCAAAAACCCUUUAGUCGGAUAUCACAAGGCACUUCCCGUUUGCUUAUUCUGUUUGCGUCAUGUGACGUGAUUAUUCCACGUGUUGCUACCUGCAGGCGGGCAAGUGAAGUGCAAGCGUGUGUGCAAGCGUGUCCUCUCACCAUGACCAGCAGGUGGCGCCAAGCCCGCUGAUUGGUUAUUCAUGCUCAGGUACCCAAAAUGAACAAGUAGAGAAACAGAAAUGCUCCAAAAUCUACAGGAAUUGACUUGGAAAUACCCCAAAAUAAAUAGGAAGUGACCUGAAAGGAACAGAGAGUGGACACAGAAAAGACUCAAAAUCAACAGAAAGUGACCUAAAAUGAACAGGAAUUGAACCGGCAUUGCACCGAAAUAGAUUGGAUGUGCCCCAAAAAUCAAGAAAUGACUUGUAAAUACCACAAAAGUGACCCAAAAUCAACACCAAGUGACUCAGAAAUUCCCCAAAAUCAACACCAAAUGACCCAGGAAUACCCCAAAAUCAACUAGAAGUGACUUGGAAAUACCCCCAAAUCAAUAGGAAGUGACCUAAAAUCAAUAUCAAUUGAACCUGAACUGCACAAAAAUGAAUAGGACGUGUCCAGAAAUCAAUGGGAAAUGCCAAAAAAUGAACAAGGAAAUGACUCAAAAAGCCCCCAAAUCGGUAGGAAGCGAUAAAAAAUCACCUGGAAGUCGGAAAUGACAAAAAUGAACAGGAAGUGACCCGAUAUUGCCCCAAAAAUCAGCAAGAAAUGACUUGGAAAUAUCACACGAGUGACCUAAAAUCAACAGGAAUGACACAGAAAAGACUCAAAAUCAACAGAAAGUGACCUAAGAUCAACAGGAAUUGAAUCGGCAUUGCACCGAAAUAUAUAGGAUGUGCCCCAAAAAUUAAGAAAUGACUUGUAAAUACCACAAAAGUGACCCAAAAUCAACACCGACUGACUCAGAAAAAACCCCAAAUCAACACCAAGUGACCCAGAAAUACCCCAAAAUCAACAAGACGUUACUUGGAAAUACCACAAAUCAAUAGGAAGUGUCUUCAAAUCAAUAUCAAUUGAACCUGAAUUGCUUGGAAAUCAAUAGGAUGUGCCCAGAAAUCAAUGAGAAAUGCCCCAAAAUGAACAAGGAAAUGACUCGGAAAAGCCCCCAAAUCGGUAGGAAGCGAUAAAAAAUUACCUGGAAGUCGGAAACGACAAAAAUGAACGGGAAGUGACCCAAUAUUGCCCCUAAAAUCAGCAAGAAAUGACUUGGAAAUAUCACGAGUGACCCAAAAUCAACACCAAGUGACUCAGAAAUUCCCCAAAAUCAACACCAAGUGACCCAGGAAUAUGCCAAAAUCAACACCAAGUGACCUAGAAAUACCCCAAAAUCAACAAGAAGUGACUUGGAAAUACCCCCAAAUCAAUAGGAAGUGACCUAAAAUCAAUAUCAAUUGAACCUGAACUGCACAAAAAUGAAUAGGACGUGUCCAGAAAUCAAUGAGAAAUGCCCCAAAAUCAACAGGAAGUGACACAGAAAAGACUCAAAAUCAACAGAAAGUGACCUAAGAUCAACAGGAAUUGAACCGGCAUUGCACCGGAAUAUAUAGGAUGUGCCCCAAAAAUCAAGAAAUGACUUGUAAAUACCACAAAAGUGACCCAAAAUCAACACCAAGUGACUCAGAAAAACCCCAAAAUCAACACCAAGUGACCCAGAAAUACCCCAACAUCAACAAGAAGUUACUUGGAAAUACCCCAAAUCAAUAGGAAGUGUCUUAAAAUCAAUAUCAAUUGACCCUGAAUUGCUUGAAAAUCAAAAGGAUGUGCCCAGAAAUCAGUGGAAAAUGCCCCAAAACGAACAGGAAGUGACCCGGAGAAGCCCCCAAAUCGGUAGUAUGCGAUUAAAAAAAAUCACCUGGAAGUCGGAAACGACAAAAAUGAACAGGAAGUGACCCAAUAUUGCCCCCAAAAUCAUCAAGAAAUGACUUGAAAAUAUCACAAGAGUGACCCAAAAUCAACAGGAAGUGACAACAAAAUUCCCCAAAAUCAACGGGAAGUGACUCCUAAGUACCCCAAAAUCAAAAAGAAGUGACCUAAAAUCAAUAGCAAUAUAAGCAAAAUUGCACCAAAAUCAAUUGGAUGUGCCCAGAAAUCAAUGGGAAAUGCCUCACAAUGAACAGGAAUGGACCCGGAAAAGCCCCUAAAUCAGUAGAAAGCGACCAAAAAAAUCAGCUGGAAGUUGGUCGGAAAUGCCAAAAAUGAACAAGGAAGUGAUCCAAAAUUGCCCCAAAAUCAACUGACACUGAUGCAAAAUGCCACAAAUUCAGCAGUAAGUAAUCAGUGGGAAGGGACCAAGAAAUAAUAAUUUUUAAAAAAUCCAACUCAAGAAGAAGUGACUCAUAGGAGUUUACUGACUAAAGGGCAACGUUUCGCUACACAAUUUUCUUUAGAAAUUGCAUUUUCUAGUUCAUUAAAAUAACAAGGUGAGCCUAUUUUAUUCACAUGCAAUCUCCUGAUGGAUCUUUGUACAGAAAUCACCAAAAAGCACCUGU
This is a messenger RNA of Corythoichthys intestinalis (scribbled pipefish), 4144 nucleotides long. It is a transcript of the gene pex5lb, whose product is annotated as peroxisomal biogenesis factor 5-like b. Gene Ontology annotation, molecular function: protein binding. Gene Ontology annotation, biological process: protein import into peroxisome matrix, docking. Bases 108 to 1568 code for a protein of 486 amino acids. The record is from RefSeq and is a predicted model, not a curated record. Gene Ontology annotation, cellular component: peroxisomal membrane; cytosol. NCBI's taxonomy places the organism in Eukaryota, Metazoa, Chordata, Actinopteri, Syngnathiformes, Syngnathidae. The transcript is spliced from 11 exons.